AUGGGAGGAGUCCGUGAAAAGAAAGCCGAAUACUUCGCUAAGCUAAGAGAAUACCUCGAGGAAUACAAGUCCGUGUUCGUCGUUGGUGUCGACAAUGUCUCUUCGCAACAAAUGCACGAGGUCAGAAAGACCUUGAGAGACCGUGCCGUCAUCCUCAUGGGUAAGAACACCAUGGUUAGACGUGCCAUCAGAGGUUUCUUGGCUGACUUGCCAGACUACGAAAAGCUGUUGCCUUUCGUCAGGGGUAACGUUGGUUUCGUUUUCACCAACGAAUCUCUAUCCGAGAUCAAGGACGUGAUUGUCUCCAACAAGGUUGCUGCCCCAGCCAAGGCCGGUGGUAUGGCCCCAGAAGACAUCUGGGUCAGAGCCGUCAACACUGGUAUGGAACCUGGUAAGACCUCUUUCUUCCAAGCCUUGGGUGUCCCAACCAAGAUUGCCAGAGGUACCAUUGAAAUUGUGUCUGACGUCAAGGUCGUCGAGUCCGGUAACAGGGUCGGUGCUUCCGAAGCCGCUUUGUUGAACUUGUUGAACAUCUCGCCUUUCACUUUCGGUUUGACUGUUGUGCAAGUCUACGACAACGGUCAAGUGUUCCCAGCCACCAUCUUGGACAUCACCGACGAAGAGCUAGUGUCUCACUUCGUCUCUGCCGUCAACACCGUUGCCUGUGUUUCUUUGGCCGUCGGCUACCCAACCUUGCCAUCUGUUGGCCACUCUGUUGUCAACAACUACAAGGACUUGUUGGCUGUUGCCCUUGCCUCCAACUACAUCUACCCAGAGAUCGAGGAGUUGGCUGACAGAAUCGAAAACCCAGACAAGUACGCCUCUGCUGCUCCAGUUGCCGCUGCUGCCUCCUCUGAAGCUCCAGCUGAGGAAGCUCCAGCUGAAGAAGAAGACGAGUCUGACGACGACAUGGGUUUCGGUUUGUUCGAUUAA
Lachancea dasiensis is the source of this 933-nucleotide messenger RNA. NCBI's taxonomy places the organism in Eukaryota, Fungi, Ascomycota, Saccharomycetes, Saccharomycetales, Saccharomycetaceae. The record is from the annotation of a GenBank genome assembly.